AUGUUGUUCGUAGUUUACACCUCUUCUCCCAUCCUCAUAGGAGUAUUGCUAGUUUAUAAUAAUUAAAAAUUAGAAAAACAUUAGAACUUUAAGAUAUAAUUUGGUUCAUUAUAUGCCAAUGUAAAGACUGAACAAUUUACGAGUUAUCUUUAUAACGUGGCUUUUAUCCUGAGGAGAUUACAGUUUGCUAUAAUGAUAGUUUUUGUUGGAAAUUACCCAUGUAUACAAAUUAUGACUUAGAUUUGGGUCAGCUUUAUGUGCAUUUUUUAUGUAUUCUCUCAAAAACCUUUCAUAGAAAAAUCAGACAAUAUCACGGAAUUCUUCAAUGAGAUGACUAUACUAUUGGUAUUGUGCUUUCUAACAACAAAUGUUAGUGCAACCUCUACUAUUGAUACUUAAUAUGAAUUAGGAUUCUUCAUGAUUGGAAUAAUUGUUAUCAAUAUUUUGGUAAAUUUUGGACUAUUUCUGAAAGUGAAUAUUUUCAAGUUUUACCAAUUUAUAAGAGAUUUUCCCAAACUUAGGUAGAAAUGGAAAUAGCAAAAGUAUUAAGACCAAGCAGAUUAGAUUUAGAUUGAAGGAGAUGAAUUUGAUAAAAUUAACCUUACUCAGUCAAAUUACACCACCAAAUUCGAAGAUCAAUCAAAUGAUUCAUUUGAUACCUCCAUAUAGAUUAGAAUUGAAUAGAAGAAAUAAGAAAGAGUAUAAAUAUUUGCUCAGUAAAUAUCAGAAGUUAUAAAUAAAGCUAAAUUUAAAGAAGCCAAGGAGAAGAUUAAGAAAAAUUUCAUGAAUGCCAAAGAAUCAGCUUUAGAUGGGAGUUUGAAAAGAUAAUAGCUAGAUACUAAAAUAUUCAUGAAAGUUUAAUAAGAAAUAAAAAAACUCGAUUAGUAAAAAAAAACUUUUAAAUCUAUUGAUUCCGAAAUUACAGCAAACAAUAACUCAUAUUAGGCUUAAAGCUAUCUCAGUAAUUUGAUUAGAAAUGUAGCAUUCAAACAUUAAAAAGAAAGUUAAACAUGA
This is a messenger RNA of Stylonychia lemnae, 1014 nucleotides long. The record is from the annotation of a GenBank genome assembly. Lineage: Eukaryota; Ciliophora; Spirotrichea; Sporadotrichida; Oxytrichidae.